Nestor notabilis (Kea) is the source of this 3881-nucleotide messenger RNA. It is a transcript of the gene SH3TC2, whose product is annotated as SH3 domain and tetratricopeptide repeats 2. The record is from RefSeq and is a predicted model, not a curated record. The annotation marks the transcript as partial. The transcript has 17 exons. Gene Ontology annotation, cellular component: recycling endosome. Gene Ontology annotation, biological process: regulation of intracellular protein transport; regulation of ERBB signaling pathway. NCBI's taxonomy places the organism in Eukaryota, Metazoa, Chordata, Aves, Psittaciformes, Psittacidae. Gene Ontology annotation, molecular function: protein binding.
GCGAAGAGUGUGACUCCUGCUGCCCCCACUCGCCCGUGCUCCUGCCCCACUGGGACCUCCUGCAGCACCAGGGAAAAUGGUGGUGGGACAAGACCAUGGAAUCAGGUAAGGCUGAGGCAUCAGAGCCAAGAAACCCUGGUACUGAGGCAGCAGAAGGUUCUCCGGACACCUCCUUGGUGCUGCUGGCUGUCAGGGAGGGCUUUCCACCAGAGAUUUCGCUCUUCUUCUCCAUUGAGAGCCGCUCCUCCCGCUGCCUCAAUUCCCAGCUCCAGGAAGCAGCCAGGAAGAAGCUGUGGGCCCUAGAGAGUGACAACAGAGAUGUCUGUGCCCUGUUCAAGGAGCUGUCAGCCAGGCUGGUCUGUAUGCAAGCACAGGAGGAUCGGUUUGUCCUCACCUUCAAAACCCUAGAAGAAGUCUGGAAGUUUUCCACAUAUCUGACUUUAGGUUAUGUGGGCAGCUGCUUGGAACAGCUUCUCUUUGACCAGGAGUACUGGCUAAACUGUGCUCUGAUGGAGGACACAGAGAUCAGAGUUACUGUGGAUGAAGAUCGCUUGGCCACCAUAUAUAUGGGCCUGCUACUCCAGGAAGGUAAUUUUUUUUCCAGAGCAACUCCCGGUGCCUGGCAGCCGGAGCAGGAGGGAGAGGAAGGACUGCAGCUCUGCAAGAAUGAUCUGAUCCAUGUGAAGAAGGUUGGAGAGGAGUCCAGGUGGGAAGGGAUGUCCUUACUGACGGGUCAGCGAGGCCUGGUGCCUGUGACAGCUCUAGAGCCAAUACGUCACCCAUUUUACCAGUGGUUCCUGAAGAAUUAUGCUGUGAGUUUUGGCAUCUCCCAGGAGAUCAAUGGGACAACCACUCAGCCAAUUGUCAAAGGCAGGUGCACAGCCACAAAGGACCACAGAGGAGCAGCGUGGGAUGAACUGAGUUUUUCCAAAGGAGACAUCGUAGAAGUCAUCGGCUUCUUCAUUCCAGGACUCCCAUGGUUUGUGGGCAAAUCCCUCAGUAGUGGGAGCAUUGGAUUUGUCCCAACUCGAUACAUAAGUCCCGAGGCUUGCGAACCUCUGGGAAAGGGCUUGGUGUUUCUGAGUGAGGAAGAAAAGUCCCCACUCCUGCGCAUACCCUCCAAUGGUGGUGAGCAGCACUUCACCACCCUCCUCAGUGACCUGGCAUGCACGGACAUCACCUCUGUGUACCGGCUGGAUGGUUUUGAACCUACAGCCAUGUUCCCAAAAGUGCCGUCAGAGGCAGUUCUUCGUGGCUGUAAAGACAUCCAGCUGCUGCAGUCCUGGGAGGAAAUAAAUGAGUUGGCGACCACUAGCACCUCUGAGCUGUCUAGCCCAGCGAGUGAAUCAGCCCCUCAUACAUUGGAAGAUGUUCUCCUGGAGAAGCUGGAUGAUUUUGAUGAUCCCAAGUUCUUCAUUGACUUGAAUGCUGGACACAUGGAAGAUGCUGAUGUCUUUGACCCCAUAUUGACCUUCCUUAACCAAGACAGUUACAUGCCCAGUUUUCAAAGCCUCUAUGAUCUCAGUUUUUCCUUUCUCAACUCCACUUUUUAUGGUUUCUCUGAUGAGGAUGAACUGAUCUUGUACCUUGAAACAUCCAGGAACUGGGCCAAGAGGACUCAUUCAGUUUGGGCUCAUGUCAGGCUCUGUUUCCUCUUGGGUAAGCUGUGCAUCAAAAAGGUCAAGUUUUCCCAGGCUCGCGUCUACUUUGAGGAAGCCAUGAGCAUUCUGGACAGGGGUUUUGGGGACCUGCCCCUGUUGGCUGCAUUGCAUGUGAACCUUGCCUCCAUCUACUUGAAGCAGAACAUGAAACACAAGUUCUCCUCCCUGAUGGGAAAAAUGGUGGCUCUGCUCGUCUGCCUGCCUGGCCGCUCUUUCAGCUCUGAGAACGAGCUGGAGGUCAUGAUGUACGUCCUGAGGGAAGCCAUUGCUGUGGGUAAUGCUCCCUUAGAGGCACGGAUCUGCUUCCUUAUCGUCAAGCUCUUCCUGCAGCUGGGAAAAAAUGAAGAAGUGCUGCCCUUUACUGAGCAUCUUCAGUGUCUCACCACCACUUUACUCAGCCUGGACACUAGUUCUAUGGCACUAGAUGCCACCCCCAUCUUGAGCUACCUGUAUGACAAGAAGUAUUUGCCAAGUAUCGCACUGGCCUCUGCCAGGUUGUUUGUUCCCACUGGCAUCAAGGGGACACCAACACCCACUUGGAGAGCUGGCUUUAUCCUCCAAAAUACUUCCAAACUCCUGGGAAGCCAACUGGAGAGGAGCAGCAUCCCAGCACUGGCCUGUUUCUAUCUCAAGCAAGCACUGCAUUUCUCCAGUGAGAGCAGAGCUGUGCCCAUCCAGAGGACACUCUGUACCAUCUUAUCCAGGAUGUACCUCCAGCAUGGAGUGUUGGAUGGGGCGGUUUGCUAUGCAGCCAUGGCUGUAACCCUCAGCAGGCUGAUGGGUGAGGAGGAGGCUUUUGAGUCUUCCCUGUCUUUGGGGUGGAUGUAUGUCCUGCACAGCCAGCCGGGCCCCGCUGCAGACAUCAUGUGGCAGCUCUUGCGCUCUCUGCAUGGGACAGACAGCGUGACUCAAGGUGGAGCGGUGCACAAUCUCCUGGCCAUUGCCCUCAAAGGAGAAGGGCAGGUACAAAAGGCUGCAGAGAACUAUCUCCGGGCCCUUCACAAAGCCAAGGAGACCGGGAACAAGAGGAACCAGGCUAUCGCCCUGGCUAACCUGGGGCAGCUGAGCCUCUCGCGCGGGGCGAGCCAGCUCUCUGAGCUCUACCUCCUCCAGUCGUCUCAGCUCUACGCUGAGCUCCAGGGCAGUGAAGACCUGGAGAUGGAGUUGGUGCGGGUGCUGCUGUGGCUAGCACAGGCUAUGGUGAACAGGCAGAGGAUGGAGGAUGGCAAACUCUGUUAUGAACUGGCGUUGGUUUUUGCCCUGAAGUGGCAUAACGUGAGGAGUCAGCUUCACAUCACUGAGUCUCUCUGCCAUUUCUACAGCAAAGUGUCCCCCAAUCUCCAGGCCUGCAUCACCUACCACGAGCACUGGGUAUCUUUGGCACAGCAGUUGCAGGACAGAGAGCUGGAAGGCAACGUAUGGCAGACCCUCAGCCAGCUCUACCAAGCUUUGGACACAUCUGAGGCUUUGAGACAGUCCAUGGACUGCACUAAACAGAGUCUAAGGAUCUUCAUUGACCUUGAGGAGACUGUGAAAGCAGCAGAGGCCUGGCUGCAGGCGGGAAGGCUCUACUACCUUAUGCAAGAAGAUGAGCUGGUGGAAAUGUACUUUCAGGCAGCCAUUCAGACUGCUCUGAAAGGGGAGAACAUCUCCUUGGCCAUGGAUCUUUAUGAAAAAGCAGGUGACACCUUUUUUAAUGGCAGCCGAAACAGAGAUCGGGCAGUGGAGUUUUACAGGGGAGGUGCUGUGCCCUUGGCCAGAAAACUAAAGGCCUCUAAGACAGAGCUGCGGCUGUUCAAUAAGCUGACAGAGCUGCAGAUCAGGCUGCAGGGCUACGAGAAGGCACUGGAGUUUGCCACGCUGGCAGCCAGGCUGAGCAUCAGGGUCGGAGAUCAAUUACAAGAGCUGGUUGCAUUCCACCGCCUGGCUACAGUCUACUAUUUUCUGCAUAUGUAUGAGAUGGCAGAAGAUUGCUACCUGAAGACCCUUGCCUUGCGUCCCCCCUUGCUGCAGUGCUCUGGAGAGGCCCUGUACUACUGCAAGGUGUAUUGCCACCUUGGCAACCUCACCCUGCACAAACUGAAGGAUGAACAGGAUGCAGCAGCCUACUUCCUCCUGGCCCUUGCCGCUGCGACCGAGCUGGGAGACCAGGAGCUGCAGGGCCUCAUCCGUGCCAAGCUGAGUGACAUCCCCGGCGCCCUGCAGGGACCGGAGGGCACA